Messenger RNA from Penicillium odoratum, 3291 nucleotides. RefSeq lists its product as uncharacterized. Gene Ontology annotation, cellular component: cytoplasm. Gene Ontology annotation, molecular function: protein binding. The record is from RefSeq and is a predicted model, not a curated record. NCBI's taxonomy places the organism in Eukaryota, Fungi, Ascomycota, Eurotiomycetes, Eurotiales, Aspergillaceae. Bases 1 to 3291 code for a protein of 1096 amino acids. Gene Ontology annotation, biological process: autophagy; response to starvation. The transcript has 2 exons.
AUGCCCCCGGCCGCACCUGACGAUUUGAUCCGACAGCAGAGCCGGUCGCUAGAAGACGAUACAUCUUUCAGCACUGAUCAACGCAUCAUUCCAGAGCAUGAGUCAAGUGGAAAGGUCAAAAAGAAGAAAAAUAGCAAAAAAGCCAAGGCUGCGGCCAGAGCCGUCACGGAGUCAGAGACUCCAAAUGAAGUGGUUCAACCAUCGGAGCCUCCGCCUCUAGAGCCAUCCUCUUAUCCAGAUCCCCCUCUGGAACAUCAUGUUCAACCCACCGUGACAUCACCCGUCCUCGACGUGCUCGGCUCAAUGGGAGAUAACACGGACAACGAUCUCACCAGUCGUACCGACACAUGGGCCCAAUCGGUUCCUUUUGGGAAGAGCCCCCCGACGGAUCUGAUGGAUGGCGAGGUUCCUCAUGACUCCUCCCUCAAUUUCCCCACUAUCCAAGAGCGGGGCGGCUUCAGUCAACCUUCUUCGGCAUCGCCCCCUACGCGGCUUCGACCAUUCAGCUACAGCAGUGGGUACCGAAGCAAUAUGCAUUCCCGGCAGCAGUCUGUAGAUCGACGGAAGAGCCACUCCUAUGGAAGUCCAAUGAGUCAUCUUGCACCCCCGCCUCACCUCCCUCAGGCCCAUUUCUACGGCGCCCCGGAAAUCGACAUUCCGUCCCAUCCUCGCCCGGUCACGGAUGGCGCUUAUUCUUUCUGUGGAUUUGAUACUCUUCCAAAUCUGUCAAAGGCGUCACGAGGUGUCUUGAAUGUUCUGGUGGUAGGAACAGACAGUGGAUUGGAAGUCCAGGCGAUCGAAGACCAGCGAACGCGUCUCAUCGGGCAGAUCACCGGUCUCAAUGGCCGUAUUCUCGAGGCAAAGAUCGUUCCUAGCCACUCCCCCACGGAGUCACCUGCAUCCUUUCAGGCCCACGUGGCCGUCAUCAUUCAUGGGCCAUUAGCACCGAACGAGGAAGAGGGGCGUGCCUCGUCGGCGGGCUCUGAGAUCAAUGAAGUGCCCCCGUCCAUGACGCGGGGUCAUUCGAGUGACAGACGCCCACUUCGAGACGAUACCCCGCUCUUCCAGACCCGGGUAGAAGUAUAUUCCCUUCGGUCUGGGGAUCAUGUUGCAACCCUAUUUUCAAGUAAACCUAUACCGUCUCUGGAGAAUAUUCCUGGUCUGCCAUCUCUGGCACCAUCUCCUGUGGGUAGUUUGAAGCUCAUGGCUAGUGGGAACCAUGUUAUUGUAGCUUCUGGUAUCAGUGGAGAAGUUUAUGUUUAUCGGCAAACUUCUUCGGGGUCUUAUCAGUGCUUGGGGAAAACCUGGACAAAUGUACAGACAGGAGAAAGUCGACGGUACUCUGCAUCUUCUAGCUCAACCGACCCGGAUGGCUCUCACUAUGACCUGCCUCGCACGUCGUUGUCGGAGCGUCCUAUUUUAGCUUUACAGGGGAGAUGGCUUGCUAUUGUACCUCCGUCCUCCUCGUACAGGGCAUCUAUUCAAGGAAUAGUCCCUGCAAACCUGGUGCAUGGUCGGGCUCAAGGGCUUGAGACUCGGAGCCCCUCUGCUAUUCCCUCUGUGAACUGUGCCACGGACGUUGGCGAAGGCGAAAGCUUUCUCGACAAGGUUGCCAGAGGCGUCACACAGGAGCUUGUCAAAGGUGCUCGCUGGAUGGGAGAUCAGGGAAUGCAAGCCUGGAAUACCUAUUGGAAUAGCCAGAAUCCUACUAGCACGCCUCCGCAGCGCCCAAGUCGGGGCACAGAUUCCCCAGUCUCGGGAUACGGGAUAUUCCCACCAACGCACGCUCAGGAAACGCAGUUGACAAACUCUCUUGCUCCUGAUGCGGUAUCAAUUAUUGACCUGCAGCGGUUUGAUGACGGCAUGGACGUGAAGACGACCUCCCUCAAUCCUGUGGCAACCUUUCAGGCGCCCAACGGCUGCAGCUUUCUCUCCCUAUCGCCUAAUGGGCUGAUGCUUUUCACUGCUAGCAAGAAGGGUGACGUUCAAUACGUCUGGGAUCUCAUGCAGAUCAAGAAUUGCCGAGCAAUGGCAUUCAUGGCUGAUGACUUGGUUGAUCAGAGCCCCAAUGUGCGUCAGGUAGCGAGAUACGCUCGGUUGACGACAUCGAGUAUUGUCGAUGUGAUUUGGACCUCACCGGUGGGUGAUCGGCUGGCCAUUAUUACUCGUAAGGGGACUGUUCAUGUGUUUGACCUUCCUCAAAGUGCGUUUCAAUGGCCUCCUUUCCGCCGAGUUCGCUCAGCCCCCAAGAAGUCCCCGACCAUCGAUCCCAUGAGUGACGAGAUUUCAGGCCAAGCGACCGGUGGAAAUCCGUUGUCAGCGGCUAUGAAGUUGGUCGGAGGGAAGACCCAGCCCUUCUUCUCCGCUGUCCGAGGCCGUGUUCCUUCAACAAGUGGCACUGCAUUCCCGAACAUCAGCGGAUUCGCUUUACCCACCGCAGCCGGUAUUAAAGGAGGGAAGGUGGUUGCAGCAGGGCUUAGCAAAUCCAUGGGUGCUGCCGCUACUGGUACCGUUCACACCCUGCGACAUGUCGGGGAAAACCGACUCCACUUGGCAGGACUCGCACGAGACCCAGCCCCGUCCCGUGUGGUUUGGAUCUGUAACAAAGGUCUAAUAUACCUAGGCGUGGUGGAUGAUGGGAAUUUCAAGCUGUAUCGCCUCAAACGAGCUGCGACGAACCACAAGAACCGUCAAUUUCACUCUGUGAUUGGCAGCAAGGAGAGACAAUACAAGCUACCUGCUACACUGCAAACCCCCUGUGGACCAGCGCUUUUGAAACCCUACGAUCCGGACUUAUCGGUGAAGGCAACGCUUCUUUUGCCAUCGGCCGGCGCGAACCCCUCAAGUACGAGUAGAUCCUUGUGUCAGCCCCUCUCCCAGGCGGAGAUUGAAACCAACACACCAUACCAGCCUUUCCACACUGACCAGCGGGUUGGCUUGCAUGUCUAUUCUUGUCAUGGCAAUGACGCUGAUCCGACCGUGGCAAAAACUAGCGAACAGUGGGUCUUUGGAGGCAAUAUUACAACUACGAAGGUACACGUCAAAUCGUACAACAAUAGUGGCGAUGACAAUGCGGACGAUGAAGACGAAGACGCCGCCGUCCAUGGACACUCAUUUGGUGCUGGUGGUGAAAUAGAGAAUCUCAUAAGUUUGGCCAACAGUACCGGUCAUGUCGAGGAGGUAGUUAUUACCACCCGACGAAAGAAGAAAGCGUCACCUCCCCUCAAGACUGAUGAUGGCUUCUUUGAGGAUGACUGUGAGGUUCUGGACUUUGCUCGGGACCGAGUCUGA